AUGGAACACAACCACUACUCGUCUAACGUGAUUAACAACACUACGACGGCUUCCUAUCCAUCCCACUCGGCGAUUUCCCCCCACCACCUGCAGAACGGCCAGAACCAGACUCUACCACCUCUGCAGCCUCACAACCCAGCCAUGUCUAUGUACGCGAGCCACCCGCAUACUCCUCGGACACCUGCAACCCCGAACACUCCAGCUUCCAUGGGCGGCUACGCUCCCCCCCCGCCCCAGCCCUCCGGCAGAGGCUCGUAUCCCAUGAUGCACAACCCCUACCAGCACCAGCAGUCUUAUGCGACUUCCUCCGCCAUGAUGCCCCAGGCCUCUGUGUCCGCAUCUCACCCCCAACCGAUCGCGCCCGCGCCAUCUCCGGGCGGUCGUGUCCCACCUGUCCUGCGGCCAAUGCCUGCGGGCGGUGUAAUGCCACAAAGCGGCUUGGCUUCUCCCUACGCGCAGAGCCCUAUGAUGUCGCAGCCAUCAAUUCUUCACCAGGAGAACGACCAGCCUACUCACGUAGUCGGUUCCCAGGGCCGCAGAGGUAUUCUACCAAGCGCCCCCGGCAGGCCCGCUGCCCCCGCCCCUGGUACCGCCGCGGCCAAGGCUCAGAUCCCUCAGAAGGACGCCGAUGGGAAAUUUCCUUGCCCCCACUGCACGAAGACCUACCUUCACGCGAAGCACUUGAAGCGUCAUAUGCUCAGACACACUGGAGACCGUCCUUACAUGUGUGUGCUCUGCCGGGACACAUUCUCCCGAAGUGACAUUCUGAAGCGUCACUUCCAAAAGUGCUCGAUCCGUCGGGGCAACCCUACAGGAGCCAGCCAUCUGUCCCACCCCCACGCCCACGUAAAGAAGGCGCAGCAGGCUGCUGCUAAGGCCGCGCAGCUUGGGCAUGAUGGAGACAUGAUGAACGGCAUGAACAAUGUAACGGGAAACCCCCACAUGGUUCCCUUUGGGCUGAUUCAAACACCGGACCAAAUUAACCACAUGAAUGACCAGAACCAGCUCUCUCGACAGUCGAGCAUGAACCGCCUCGAGGACACCAAUGGUGAAGAGCGGAGGAACGUGCCUGCACCAGUCAUGACUGCCUCGUCGCAGCAACAGCAACAGUACAACGGGAAUGUCCCGACCUCCAUGUCCACGAACAUCAACCCGCAGCUGGCGAACUACAACAUGUCGCAGAACCAGAAUGGUGUGCCUAUGUUCAACGGUGGAUCAAACCACAACCAGCAGUCGGGCUUGGACUGGCAGACCAUGUUCUCACAACAAGGCGGUGCGCAAGAUACUCACCCAGUCCCUACAUCAACCUUUCCUAACCGACAGCAGACCGCACUCAAAACCGAGCCUAGUCUCGACCACCCGAGAUACGUUGGCCAGCCCCCCUCAGAUUCGACCAAUGGUCGCUUUGGGCUCUCUACCGGCGGCCGCCCCCUUGACGAUGCGACCUAUCGGCACCUGUCAAACCAAAUCAUCAAUUUCUUCUACUCGCCUGGCAUCGCGUCAACUCCCCACAACGACAUGAACUUGUAUUUCUCGGCAGAAAAUGUCCAGCACUUCCUUGGCCAGUACGCACACUUCCACAGGCAUUUUGCCAUCUUACAUAUGCCGACUUUUGACGCUGGCAAAUCCUUCACCGGACUGCUUGCUAGCAUGUGUUGUAUUGGAGCUUGCUAUUCCGACCGCUUGUCGCCUUCACACGUGCGCCUUCUGACCGACUUCUUGAAGUCUGCUUUGGAAAGGGACGCGCGCAUCCUCUCCCUUCUGAACGAAGACUCCCAAUCCGGGCUCGCAAGGCGCGGCCAGGAUGGGUUGGAGGAGCUCCAGGCUCUUGUACUUCUUCAUCUACUCCUCAUCUGGAACGGCACCCCUCAACAACGACAAGCCGCUCGGCAGGUGCAUUCGAGGAUUGUGCUGCUCGCACGAAAGUCCGAUCUGCUCCGUGUCUCUCAAGGACAAGCCCUGAUGAGCGCGCUUCAUCAACCUGGCUUCAAUCCUUUGACGUAUCAUCCGUCAGAAUUUGACUGGUAUUCAUGGAUAGAGCAAGAGAAGCGCAAUCGUAUUAUGUUCCUUAUUUUUGCGACCGACACAGCCUUGGGCCUCUACUUCAAUAUUGCGCCGCAGCUCGACCCCAUGUCAAUCCAGAUCCCCUUGCCCUGCGACGAUGCAGCAUGGGACGGAGCUUCAGAUGCGAGGUCUUGCGCUGAGGCCUUGGGCUUGUACGGACCAGAGGCGGCCCAAAUUCGUAACGUGGAUGGCACGCGCCGAGCCAAGCAACCAGAGAUGCACCUCGCGUUGCAUGCGCUCUUGCACAUUUCGUACCGGAUUCAGACUGGCACAACAAACCUGACAGGCAAAUUCUUGCUGGUCCAUGGCAUUCUGGCUCUCAUACGUCGAGCUCAGAUUGAAGGCAGCUCGGCUCUCAACUAUGGCCAAUCCUCAUCCUUCGCUCACAGUGAUUGGAUCGUCGAUACCGGACACGCCAAUGGCAGCGCGCCUGGCAGUGCAAACAACAGUGGCCGCAACACUCCAGCUGACGGAAGCAUGUCUCCCCAGGCUUCUCAGGCUAUUCGCACAGCUCUGGACAAGUUCAAGCAGAAUUGGGACUUCGACGUUGUUAAUCAAUACCCGCCUUCGUCGCGGAACCCUCGCCGGCAGGGCUUCUCGAAGGACGCAAUCCCCUUCUACUGGCUUGCCAACUAUCUUCUUAAGAAUACGCGUGCAGGCGAUCUGGAGAUGGAGUCUGAACACCGAUUCGCCCAAGUUAUCCAUCUCCUCAAGGCUGUCAAUGAUUAUGUGCGCUCGGAUGGGGCAUAUAGAGGAGAAGAACUGGGGUCUGUCGAUGCGAUCGACAAGGACUACGGCGCAACCAACUGGACCCUGGACAUGGCGAAGUUGUUCAGACCAUUUCUCGACAUGUCUGAGUCGCCACUUGUCACACCGGCCAACAUGAAGACAGAGGCAGCUUAG
Messenger RNA from Diaporthe batatas, 2967 nucleotides. RefSeq lists its product as uncharacterized. Gene Ontology annotation, biological process: DNA-templated transcription; regulation of transcription by RNA polymerase II. Gene Ontology annotation, molecular function: zinc ion binding; RNA polymerase II cis-regulatory region sequence-specific DNA binding; DNA-binding transcription factor activity, RNA polymerase II-specific. The coding region runs from base 1 to 2967 and encodes 988 amino acids. NCBI's taxonomy places the organism in Eukaryota, Fungi, Ascomycota, Sordariomycetes, Diaporthales, Diaporthaceae. The transcript has 3 exons. Gene Ontology annotation, cellular component: chromatin. The record is from RefSeq and is a predicted model, not a curated record.